This is a messenger RNA of Limulus polyphemus (Atlantic horseshoe crab), 6030 nucleotides long. RefSeq lists its product as uncharacterized. Bases 1 to 5964 code for a protein of 1987 amino acids. The record is from RefSeq and is a predicted model, not a curated record. Gene Ontology annotation, cellular component: cell surface. The transcript has 27 exons. NCBI's taxonomy places the organism in Eukaryota, Metazoa, Arthropoda, Merostomata, Xiphosura, Limulidae. Gene Ontology annotation, molecular function: heparin binding.
AUGGAUGACUUAACUGAUGAAGAAAAAGAAGAAUUCAGAGAUAAUAACAUUUGUCAUACCUAUGAUAAGUCUGCAGACUAUCAACAGAAUCCUCUUUUCGCUGAUACUCUCAAUUCUGUAGUCCUGGAUAUGACGCGACAAUACUUUGCUAGAGAAAACGAUUAUGUAAAUGACUUUUUUCAUGACCUGGACCACCCAGAAUUGGAUAAAACCGAACCUUUACUUCAUGGCUAUAUUCCUGGUACUGGCUACAAUAACAGAGAAGCUAUUAUCCUCGAUUCUAUUUCUUUCGUUAAAACCAACGAACAGUUCGAAAUGUUAGCCGUAGCCAUUCUGGAGGCUUCUGAAUACGUCGGCCGUUUAAUUAUAUACAAGGUGGUGAACGGACACUCGAACCAGGUCAUGUUACUGGACUUGGGCGAUACUCCGUUCAAAGUGGGUCAGGUGUCAUCACAGUUUGAUAGUUCUAUUAUCCUGCUAUACAACUCUUCAUCUGGCUUCAAAGUGCAAUACAUUGAAAAAGACUUGGAAACUCUUGUUAUAAACGGAUUUGGUUACGUGGCUGUCGCCAAUUCGUCCACGUGUCUUGUUUUAAAAUUAGAUUGGUUUCUACGAUCCCAUACACAGUUAAAAGCAUUGCAUGCAGACGAUAUUCGUGAUCUCCAAAGUUUUCGUGUCGGAUUCGAACACUUCUUUACUAUUAUCUCAUCCCAGGAACAACAUUUACUUGUGUGGCGAAGUGGAGAAUUCCACACAAGGCAGUUUCUAAAGUUUCCAAACGCCACGCAGAUUUACACGGCUCCAGUGUCUUCAUGUCGAGAUGAUGUUUUUGCUGUAUUAUUCCAAGACACAAUACUCAAUCGAGUGUCUUUACUAGUGUGGCAAAAGGAGGAACGACUGGUUAGAGUGCCUCCUCAGAUAUUGCAGAGCUCUCCUAAGGACAUCCAGCUGUUGACUGGCAGUAUCACUUCCUUCAUCUACAAGAAGACUGUUUAUCUCCUAGCGGUGGAUAGAAGAAAGGGAUCGCGGCUUUUUUCUCUUCACACCAGUCUAAAGCCUCUUCCUAACCCAGUGUUUACGAGAGUAAUGGAGCUAAAGAACUUCAUAAAUCAUGUUGAGAGUCGGUUUGAGGAGAAUGAAAGAAACUUGCAGCAUUUAUUACAUAUCUUCGAGCAUGCUGUAGUGGACUCUGAAAAUGUAUUCAUAUUUGAAUACCAAGUCUUUAUUAAAAUGAACAUAUUGCAUAGAAGCGUUGGUGUUCUUGAGUUACUUGAAAACUUGGGUUUGGAAGGAUCACAACAGACUGUGGACGAUUUCAAGUGGACGGUUGAUUCCCUAGCUCGAAACUUGAGGGAUAUUGAGCAAAAUAUGGAAGUUAUCCUUUCGACUGUAAAAGAUGUUGCCCUCUCGGAUGAGACUGUUCUAAUGACCGGAACAAAUAAAAUACGUGCUGUACAGGCUACAUCGUUAGGAUCGUUAUUUGUAGAUGUAGGGAACAUAGCUGCAACUAACAUGAAUAUUCUACAAAAAUCCAUCUAUCGAUCUGACAACCCCGAAAUCGUAAAGGGUGAGAAAACAUUUGUAAGCCCUAUAGCAGUACGACGGUCAGUUGAAGUGGGAUGCUGUGUGAAUAAUUUCGACGUGGCUCGAGAUAUACUGACAACAGAUAAAGCUCAAGCCUCGACAGCAUACUACUAUAUGAUGAUGCCUAUGAUUAUACAAAAACACCUAGAUAUUUCUGGAAGGGUAAACAAUGUGGAUCUAUUGAAAGACUUGGUAACGCUGUACAAAAAGCAUCAAAUAAGGGCACAUGUAACUAUGAAAGAUGAUAUUUACAUCUACGGAGAUCUAACUGUAAAAAUAAUAGAUGGAACGGAUGUUAAAGAGAUGAAACGCUUUUCCCUUACAGGAAAUAGAACUCAGACAAUGUCCAGCAAAGAAUUCGUUCAUGACGUAAGAGUGCAAGAUGUUACAAUAACUGGCGUACUUAAUGAUGUUGAAUUAAAUAUGUUGGCAACCAACAUUGUAAGAAUAAACAUCCCAACUAUAAUUUCUGGAAAGAAGGCAUUCAAGGAAAGUUUCUCGGUUGUCGACAAACUUUCUGUUGUAGAAAGAGUGGACACAUUAAAGCUACCGAGCGAUUUGUUUACCUCAAAUUGCUCUCAAAAUAUAAUGGUCCCCAAAACUUUUCAGGGUCCCCUGUUGGUUAUGAACAUUUACGUUAAUGGUUUAGUGGACCAUCUAAAUACUUCAGAUGCGGUGACUCUAACUGUGGAAGACUCUUUGUAUGAUAAGAUGUUUGCCAGGGGAAUUGGAGUAGAGAAAGACGUAAUCGUUGGAAGACUCGUUGACACUGUGGACGUUUCUACCCUGACUCGUAUAAUUAAAAAGGACUUUCAUUUACCCGGGAACACUAUGUUCCUAGCUAAUGCCAUUGUGGAGAAGAACCUGGAUGUUCAAAAGAAAAUCAACGAUUUGGACGUGGGAAGAACGUAUCGUGAUGCCAUAUUCAAAACCGAGAUAGUCGAGAUUUACUCGCUUAAAGCAUUCGAUGCUUUGACGGUUCAGUCUGCUACAGUUAACACAAUUUGUGGCUUUAAUAUAAAAGAUUUCAUGCUUACCAGUGGGAAUCGGAAGAUAAGAGGCACAAAAUUUCUUGACGAAACAAAAUUCUCGGACCUUAGAAGUGAAGCAAAUAUCGCAGACGAAGUUGAUUUAAAGCUCCUCGAGGCAGAACGUGUUUCCCUGAGUUCUCAUAGUACUAUACAAGGUCAUUUGGACUUCUUUAAAGUUCUUUUAGUCGAAAAUGCUGUAACGGAAACUGUAGAUGGCGUUAGUAUACACAAUGCUGUCCUAGUUUCUCUUCCCCAAGAAAUUGCGAAGAAGACUUUCAAACCUACUUUAGCACUUAAUCGGAGGAAUGGGCCCCAUCUCUCGGCUCGACACAUGAGAGUGAUUGGUGAUGUUUAUGUAGAAACAACAAUUGAUGCAUAUGACUUAACGGAGCUUGCACGAAAAAGGAUAACUACUUCUUCCAAUCAGGAUAUCUUGGUCGAAGCUAUACUUGGUGAUAACAAUGCUGUUUUAAUAGAAGCGGAGAGAGUAAAUAACUAUGAUCUUGUUAAACUUUCAAAAAACGUUAUGUCUCUCAGUAAAACUCAAAUCGUAUCUGAAAAGAACUUUGAAGCCAUAGACGGACUAUUUAUCAUAAGCUUCCGUAAGAAUCUACUUGUAGACACGCUGGUAUGGAUGAAUUGUGAGGAAACAAUCUUUCUAUCUCUUAUUGUAAACAAAAUAUUUAAAUGUUUUUUUACAGGUGACAUUUCGGUUUUUGGAGGUAUUGGAACGAGUGGAGGAAUAUCUAACAUUAGACUGGAUUUGGUUAAUUUCAACGCUAUCCAGUUGAAUGGAGAUCAAACUUUAUCUGGUCACUAUACUUUUCUAGACGUCUUGCCAGUGGUCGAACAUUUGAAUGUUAGAAAACUUGUAAAUAAUGUAGACCUUACCGACCUGGUGCAAGACUCUGUCAUGAUGGAAGGUAACCACGUACUAACAAAACCUAUACGUUUCCAAAGUGUACUCCAUAUAGACGGAGAUAUUAACGCUAUACUUGUGAACGGUAUUCACCUUCCUCACAAACUAUUUACUCAAACUUCCCUUCAAGUAAUUACAGGUGUUUUCGUGUUUGAACGUGGACUGGGCUUAUCCUCAAACCUCCUGAUAACGGGACUAAUCAAUGGAAUAGAUGUUUCUUGCUUGAGUGCUAUGACAAUGAAAUUAGACCAAAAGAACAAAAUUGUUGGGAGUUUAAAAUUUCAAAAUGAAAUUGAAAUGAAGAACAACCUAACCAUUUCAGAGCUAGUAAACGGGAUAAAGUUGUCUUUACUCCAAACUGAAGCGGUUUUAGUUAAUGAAAAGGAACAAAUAAUUUCAAAAUCUAUUGCCAACGAGGUUUUUGUGAAAGCUAACUUGAUGACGAAUGUAGUGAACAACUUGGAUCUAGAACAGUUUGUAGCAGAUGCGAUCUGGGUAAUUGGAGAACAGGAUAUUCCAACUUCAAAAACCUUCACGGAAGAAGUGGUGGUUCUCCAUAACUUGCAGGUACUAGGUCCUUCUAGUGUUCAUGUUGUAGAUGGGAUUGAUCUUGUCCGACUUGCCAGAGAUGCUGUUUACACUGACAAGGCUCGGAAGAUCGAAGAUGUGAAGGUUUUCAGUAACGUUGUGGAAGUUGACGGCAGUAUCCUUAUCCACGGACGUAUAAACAAUAUAGAUUUAUCUGUAGGAGCUAUUACCGUGACCAAAACAGGUGAUGAUAUCCAGCGUAUCUACGGUGAAAAACUUUUUACCAACGUGUUCUUCAAAGACCUCGUAACUGUUGUCGAAACGGUAAACAACCACGUUCUGGAAGAACAAGUGAAUGAUACUCUUCUGAAAACUGGAAACCAAAUUGUGAGUGGUCGUAAAAUGAUAAAGGGCAACAUUCUAUGCGAGAAAGACUUACACUUAAUGAAGGUGAACAACAUCAAUUUAAAAGAAGCAGUGAAUCUGCACACUAAACAGGUCAUAUUUGGACAGCUGAUGUUUUCCGGUGGUGUUAAAUCUCGGAAUCUUUACGUUCAGGGUCUAAUGAACGAAGUCAACGUCUGGUUAAUGGUGGAAGAAGCUAUCUACCUGGACACCAACCAAGACAUUUUCCCGGAAUUCUUUUUUGCUGACUUGUUAGUUAGAGAGGACGCAAUUAUUGGAAAGAAAAUUGAUCACAUUGAUCUCGAAAAGUUGGAUAAAGCAGUGGUUAACUUUGACAUCCACUUUAAAGCAAAAACUCAAGAUAUCUUGGAUGAGACUCGUCGACAGCAGCUUAUUGGAGACUACUUAUGGGAUGUACUAGAAGAGUCGCUGUACCACCUGGAUAAGUUCGUGUUCUAUACUUCACUCAACAUCACGGGAGAUUUUGUGGAUGUUCUUCCGCAGACAACUGACUUCAAUAUUGUUAAGAUACCACGUAAUAGCUAUUACGGAAGGGCUUACAACUUUGUAAUCGAACAUCCCAAGUUGCUAUUCCUUGACUCGAUAUUCACAUCCACUACUGUACGUAGAGUUCCUUUUCAAAUUCUUCAGCGUGUCUUCGUUAUCAACGUGGCUGCUCCCCAUUCAGCAGUUGACACUGUAAUUAGAGAGAGAGAACAGCCAGUGGCUUCACUGGGGCAAGGUAUAUUGGACAUCUCUGUCAUAAAUUUGGACGAAUCUUAUUGCAACAUCAUCGUCCUAGAUGUCGAAGGCACCUGUAAGAUUUACGUGUUCAAAAUGGGUCAUGGUUACAAUGCAUUACUAACACAAGUGGCUUUUGUACAUGCUGGAAAAGAAGCGAUAGGGAUGACUGCGUUCACUUUUAAGCAAGAAGAGGUUCUCAUAGCAGUUGCGAGGAAGUUUCCUUUACCAUAUACCCAAGGAUCUUCUCUCUUGUUCAAGUUCAGCAAACGAAAUAUUGAACUGGUGCAAGAGAUAGCAGCGCCAGCUAGUGACGAUGUGCUAUAUUUCCAACACUGUGGGAAGCACUAUCUGGCUUUUACCAAUGAUGUUCCUGUUCAUGAAGCACUGGAACCAAAUUCUGUUAAAGUAUAUCGCAGCUGCGAUUGUCUUGAAACCCCAUUCCGGCUCCAUCAGAAGAUCUACUUUGACAAUCCCAAAUCUCUGGAAGUUUUCAAGCUGGGUAGGCUGCACGAGCUUUACAUGAUCAUUUCAAAUUCGACUGUGAUUAAAUUCUAUCACCUUCAAGGGGAAGGGGGUUUUGUGAGUAAUACUACUUUCGUAAGUGACGAUAUAAGGGAUGUGAAGCCCUUUGUUGCCCAUGGUGAGCUGUAUGUGGUAGUAGUUCAAGGAGAGAAUUCCAAAAGUUCAAUGGUUCUUAAGGCUGAGAUGAAGGGUUCCACAGUACCACCACGCCUCGUGACACACUGGCCGUAGGGACUGAAAUUCUAAGAUUUUUAGUUUGAGUUUUCAUUAUUAUAAACUUUUUGGGGUUAAUCUUGU